Molecule: messenger RNA, 4280 nt
Organism: Polistes canadensis
Lineage: Eukaryota; Metazoa; Arthropoda; Insecta; Hymenoptera; Vespidae
Product: multiple epidermal growth factor-like domains protein 10
Exons: 12
Coding region: 51-4265 (1404 amino acids)
Source: RefSeq, a predicted model, not a curated record
CGAGAAGCGUAUGUAAAUUUCAGUCUUAUUUAGAUCGCAGUUCAUUCAACAUGAAACGAUCUAUGAUCGUGGCGAUUUUAAUCGCUUAUAUUGCAAUUGUUGGUACUUCGGCAUAUGAAGGAGUCAAGGGUGGCCAUCGUCCUCGUUAUCCAACGAGCGCUAAUCAGUAUGGUGGGCAUAACAAUAGUAGGCUUUGCUACAAGUCCGUACCAUACGAUCAUGCAUUAGCUCAUAACACGAGCAGCGGAGUACCAUACAAUACAAUUCCCUUGCCUCAAGAUAAUUAUGAUGGUAAUCACGGAUUCAUAACGAUCUUAGAUUGUUGCGAGGGUUACAAGCGUAACAUUACCACUGGUAUCUGCGAUUUUCACUGCAAGGAAGGUUGUUAUGGUGGCGAAUGUACCGGACCAAAUCAUUGUACCUGCAAGCCCGGCUGGUAUCCGGAAAAUGGACUCUGUAUGCCCGUAUGUCAACAACAAUGUCAAAAGGACGCUUAUUGUUUUUCCCCGAACGUUUGCGCAUGUAAAUUGGGUUACGACGAGGUGAAUGGCGAAUGCAAGCCAAUCUGUCCCGAUGGCUGUAAAAAUGGCGACUGUGUCGCACCGCGCGUUUGCAGAUGCCGAUCUGGUUACGCAUUAAAUUAUCGUCAAGAAUGUGGCCCUGUUUGCGAGGGUGGCUGCCCCCAUGGCGAAUGUACCUCGCCCGGUAUUUGUACUUGCUACGAAGGAUAUACCAAUCCACCGAAUGAACGAGAAUCUUGCGUCCCUUAUUGUCAAAAUAAUUGCAACGGUGGUCAAUGUAUCUCACCUGGUGUCUGUAACUGUAUGCAAGGUUACGAACGUAAUCCGAACGGUGGAUGUUCACCGGAUCCCGCUUCGAAUCAAUGUAGAUACGGUUGCGGUGAACACGGCGUUUGCAUUGGUGUCAAUCGUUGUCGUUGCGAACCAGGAUACAAAUCAGAACCAGACACGGGUCGAUGUAUACCAGAUAAACGAUCAGAUCAACCACCCUAUGGACAACCUACAAGUCAACCACCUUAUGGACGACCAGUCGAUCAACCACCUUAUGGACAACAUACAAAUCAACCACCUUAUGGACAACAUACAAAUCAACCACCCUAUGGGCAGCAUACAAGUCAACCACCCUACGGACAACCAGCUAACCAACCACCUUAUGGACGACCAGUAGAUCAACCACCCUAUGGACAACCAGGAAACCAACCACCUUAUGGACAACUAGGAAACCAACCAUCCUAUGGACAACCAGGAAACCAACCACCCUAUGGACAACCAGGAAACCAACCACCCUAUGGACAACCAGGAAACCAACCACCCUAUGGUCAACCAGGAAACCAACCACCCUAUGGACAACCUGGAAACCAACCACCCUAUGGACAACCUGGACACCAACCACCUUAUGGACAACCGGUCGAUCAACCAACUUACGUACGACCAGGCGGUUUACAGACUGGUAACAAAUACGAAACUAUCUGCGAAUUACCCUGUCUGAAUGGCGAUUGCACCGGCCUCAAUCAGUGUACCUGCAAACACGGCUACACAUUCGACCAGAAUGAUCACACAAGAACAAGAUGUGUGCCCAUUUGCGUUGGUGGUUGUUCUAACGGAAUCUGCACGGAGCCAAAUCGUUGCAUCUGCAACCCAGGUUACAAAAAAGAUCUCGGUGUAAAAGGUAGACAAAGAUGCAUACCGAGCUAUUUCAAAAAUAUUACUCACAAAUUGAUCCAAACAAAUCCAUCGAGUUUUUCUCACACACGCGCGAACGUACCUUGCACCGUUCCAAGAUCCUCGGAAAACCUUGACCUAACAGCCGAAACAAAAUCGACGGAAGCCAUGAAAUUGUUAUUAUUCUUUAUUCUUUAUAUAUUCAUCGUGAAAAUUAAAUAUUCUUUAACAGAAUAUUCCCGGGAAAAUGGAUAUUGCAGUAAAUUAGUCAGUUACAAAAAACCACGACUUGUUUCAUACCUUGAAAGUUAUCGAGAAAAAAAAUGGGGACUCUUUUAUAAAACAAAAUAUCGAUAUAAUUAUAGAACCGAGUAUUACACGGAUUUUAUCGAAGAGACAACAUGCUGUUAUCAUUACACAAUGCAAAACGGGGACUGUAUACCCAUAUGCAAUAUUCCUUGUGGCCAAGGUAGAUGUAUAAAACCUAAUAUGUGCGAAUGUUACGAUGGAUACCUACCAUUAUCCUUAAAAAAUACAGCUUGCAUACCCGUUUGCAAGCAUUCCUGCGUGCAUGGUUAUUGUUCGAAACCCAACACUUGCACUUGCGAUUCUGGUUAUCAAAUAAAAUCAGACGGAUUUACCUGUGAACCAAUUUGCAAUCCAAAAUGUGAUUCAGCAACUACUUUCUGUUCGAAACCAAAUACCUGCACUUGCAAAGAAGGAUACAAACAAAUCAAGGACAAGACCUGUGUGCCUAUAUGCAACGUACCGUGUAAAAAUGGCAAGUGCACGGCACCUGAUACUUGCACCUGCAAUAAGGGAUACUCUUUCGACUUUACGAAUAAGUUCACAUGCAAACCGGUAUGCGACAAAUGUGUAGAUGGAAUUUGCACUGCACCGGAUAUUUGUACCUGCCGUAAAGGCUAUUCUUUAACUAAGGAAGGUUAUUGCAAGCCAGUUUGUAACAAUCCUUGUCAUAUGGGUAUUUGUAUCGCACCUGAAACUUGUAUGUGCUACGAUGGUUAUGGUUUACUUAUCAAUUCGACGAACAUAUGCGAACCGAUUUGUCCAAAAGCGUGUAUUAAUGGCUACUGCAUACAUCCUAACGUUUGCAAGUGUCACGAUGGUUUUUAUCUAACAGGCGACGAGACAAGUUUGCACGUUUGUGUGCCCCGUUGCGAACAACCGUGCGAACCAAACGGAAAGUGCACCGCCCCAAAUGUUUGUACCUGUAAUGCGGGAUACUCGCUCGACAAUGAAGGAGCUGUUCACUUUGAAGGUGAAUCGGUUUGCAAACCUUUCUGCGAAGAGACAUGCAUUAAUGGAUUUUGUGCGGCACCAUCUUUCUGCGAGUGUUCGUUAGGAUACGAACAUUCCGAUGUAAAUAACGUUUGUAUACCAUUUUGUGAACCUUCUUGUUGGUCGCAUAGCAGUUGCACAGCACCAAAUAAAUGCACCUGCGAUAGAGGAUACAAAUUAACGACGAAAGAAGUUAAUAAAACUCACACCUGUCAUAAAGGUUACGGAAAAUUGAACAAAACCUUACCCAACGUAUGCAGUCCAAUAUGCGAACCUUCUUGUUGGUCGCAUAGCAGUUGCACUGCUCCAAAUAAAUGCACUUGCGAGGAAGGUUAUAUAAUAGUUAAAAACAAUGAAAAUUCAUUUAAGUGCGAACCGAAUUGCCAACCUGGUUGUCCUCCUAACAGCAUUUGUGAAAGCCCAGGACUUUGUCUAUGCGAAAAAGGUUAUAAGUCGUACAACGACAAUGGUUUUAUGAAUUGUGAACCAAUCUGCACAUUCGAUUGUCAAAAUGGUAAUUGUUCUGCACCGGAUACCUGUAGCUGCGAUCCGGGUUACAUUAAGAACGAAAACAACACAUGUGUUGCUUAUUGUUCGGUCAACUGCGGUAAUGGAACUUGCACAGAUCCGGAAGUUUGCACCUGCGACGAAGGCUACGUAUCGACGUACAAAAAUCAAACUUGCGAACCAUAUUGUACAAACGGUUGCAAUAAUGGCGAGUGCAUAGCACCAUACGACUGUCAAUGUAACGAAGGUUUUAUAAAGAACGGCAACGAUACCGAAUCGAUUUGCGUUAACGCUUGCAAGGAUGCUUGCAACGACAAAGGUGUUUGUCUUGACGACCAAGGUAAUUGCAAUUGCUUUUUCGGAUGGAACGGAACUGCCUGCGAAAAGGCAACCUUUUGUGUUGUUCUCGUAUCAGAGGAAUUUCACAUAUACGAAACAUUAUCAAUCAUUAAAGAAGAAAAUGAUUCGAUCAUAUUUGUGAAUAAAACUAAUCCAACGUGUCAGCAAUGUUUGAACGAAUUAAAUAAUGAAACAAUUUGUUUCGAAUUUCGAAACAAUUUCUACGGGGAACAAAAUUAUUCAUCAAUAUGUCUCGUCGACGCAAGCUCGAUGUGUUACACAAGUUACAGUACCACGAAAGAUGUUAUAAAAGUUAUCACCACCAGCGGAGGAAUAAUUGUUUUAAUUAUGAUCAUUGCUUUCGCCAUUGCUUGUUAUAAGUUUAAAAAGCAAAAUAAUAAUUCAAAGUAUAGUCUUGCACAUUCUCAAGAAACAUGAGAAAUAAUUUAUGCA